Molecule: messenger RNA, 1636 nt
Organism: Ectocarpus siliculosus
Lineage: Eukaryota; Phaeophyceae; Ectocarpales; Ectocarpaceae
Source: the annotation of a GenBank genome assembly
AUGGAGGAGAACGCAUUCCUGAGCGACUUCUUCGGCUGCGUCGGUUUUCUUCCGCUAACAACCACGAGUCACAUUCGCGAGACGAUGGUGAAGAUCAUGACACCGCCCUCAUCUCUACAGCAGUCAGCGGUUGGGGCCGACGAAAGGUCCGUUGACACAAACGCACCAGGGGCGAACUUGAUUAAGGCCUCUGAACGCAAUCAGCUUCCUAUGGACCCGUCGACAUGCACGUUCUGGUGUGCAAUUGCGCUGGGGGCGCUUGCGAAGGGCAGUCCUAUCGAGUCGACCUCCCUGCCUCGCCCGGCGCUUUCCGAAAGGUGUCAAAGUACUCUGCACUGGCACAGGAAUCUUUGGCUUCAAGAGACUCCGGUCAGGCAGACGUGGAGGUCGCGAAGAUUUGGAGAAUUCAGAAUAUGGCUGAAACCGACAUGCAUCCUACUUCUGCGUCCAUACGCUGACCAGGGCUUCGCCGAGAUCGUCAAGCACAAAUAUUCCCCCUUCUCUUCCUCUGGACAUCAGGGGCAGAUGAAGUCGUAUAGGUCCAAAGAGGAAGCUACCCCGCCGCAGUUGAAGGAAGCUGCCACGGAGGUCGAGCUAUAUCAAUACGUCGCUCAGUCGUGCAGAGCGUAUGAGCAAAUUCUCUACCAAAUAGCGAGCAACCGAAUCGUGACGACGUGCAAAAACGUGUGCGACGAAGAGUUUGAUCGCGGAUCAGACACAGUCUUCCGGUCCGACUACGUUUUUCAGCCUCAGGAGGUUUCGGACGCUAUUGAAACGUGUUCGGAAAGAGUGAGUGGUGUCAGCUUUGAGCCACUUGAAGAAGCAGUAGAUCGACCAAGCGUUCGUGGAGGUUUCGGCGGCCUGCUCAUCAACCUAUGCCACCUGGCCCACAUGGUGCUGGUAUCUCUCGCCGCGAUUGGUGGCUCGAGAGCUCAAGCGAUGUAUGACAGGUUGCGGGGGUCCUACAAUGCGCUUCGCCCUUCUGGCUGGCGGCCCGUACCCCCUUUGGAGGAGUGGAACGGAGUGGGUGCGUUCUGUGACGACUCCUACUGCAGGGCGAUGGACCUCGUUGCAAGCAAACUGGAGGCUUUCUCGGCACCACCCGUUCAUAGCAUCGACACCUGCGUGGAAACCAAGGGCACGGACAAUGACAAGGGCGAGACCGUUGUCCAAGGAGGCUGGCAGACCCAGAGCACCAUGUUGUCAGAAUGCAACGUUCCCGACAAGAUUAUUUACACAACACCUGAUUGGCCGACUGAGAGCGAGAGUGAAUGCUGUAUCGGCUCCACUCAGGCGUCCGCAGCACCGAUUGGUUCUCCAGUAUCCUCAGCCUACACGCGGUGCGGUUUGAAGACGGUUCUUCACUCCGACCGCGUUGAAAGUAAGGUUGACAGCGUGGGCAUCGCUCCCGAGAGGUUGUCAAAGUUGCCAGAAAUAUGUGACGGGGGCGGGGUGGUGGAGGAUGUGGAGGAAGACAACAUUGGCGCAGAGAAUUGGUUGGAUGUGACGCAUGGCAUGUUAGAUGAACUCUGAACCAAGUGACACUAGCAUCCUCGCGGAAGCCAACUGGCUUGCAAGCUCUGGGUAGCGCAAAGGGAAUCAAAACCAGAGAGGGAUUCUCGGCUGUUUCUUGAAC